CGGGGGGGGGCAGCCGGAGCCUGCCACAAAGCGAGGGGCUCCCGCAGCCCCAUCCCACCACCGCCGGGGGUCCAGGAGGAGCUUGGGGGGGGGGGUCGAAAUAUUCCGGGGAGGGCUCGGGGGGUGUCGGGUCCCUGCGGUGCUCUCAGCUCCAGCUCUCCCUUAGGGCAUCCGGGGUCUCGCCCUGCCCCGCUGGGGCUGAAAUCCUCUUUUCUUUUCUGCUCGGGCUCUGGGAGAUGACGCUGGGAAGUAAUCCCCGGCUGGGAGCUCCCUGGCUGCUUUUCAGGUCCCAGCCUCUGCCUUGCGCCCUGAUGCUGCGGCACAGCCCGAGAUAACGCAGCCCCAGCCCGGCCGCGGAUCCCAGCGAGUGCGGGCAGAGCUCCUGGCCUCGGCCCUCCUGCUGCUGCCGAACCUCGCUGCAACCCACCGAGCCCCACCACAACUUCUGGAGCUCCGCUGCAGCCCCCCGAGCCCUGCUGCAGCCCACCGAGCCCCACCGAGGCGCCUUGCUGGGGGCGUGAGGACGAAGAAGCCCCCAGCAAGGAGCUGCCAAGAGCCGUGCUGUCCAUCCUGCGUGGGUGCCUGCCCCACAGCUCCAGGAGCCCCUCCAGGAUGGAGGAGAGGAGGAAAAAGCGGAGCCCCAGGGCCCAGCCGGCGCCUGCCGGGGCCCCACGGCCGCUGCCCAUCAGCAAGAGCGCGUCCUUCGCGCUGCCGCUGCCCUGCACUCCUCAGGCCCAGCAGCGCGCCAGGCCCCGGCGGGCGAGCAAGGAGAGAGUGCGGGCAGGUGGCACGGGGGCGGCACGGGGGGCUCCGCUGCAGCACAGCUUCCUCACUGAGGUCUCCGAUGUGUGCGAGAUGGAGGGGGGGCUGCUCAGCCUCCUCAGCGACUUCCACUCGGGCAAGCUGCAGGCUUUCGGGAAGGAGUGCUCCUUCGAGCAGCUGGAGCACGUGCGGGAGAUGCAGGAGAAGCUGGCGCGGCUGCACUUCGGCCUCGAUGUCUGCGUGGAGGAGCUCCCCGAGGAGCAGAAGAAGGCAGUGGCCGACAGGAACCUGGACCAGCUGCUGGUGCACCUGGAGGAGCUGAGCAGCUCCAUACAGAAGCUGCACCUGGCGGAGAGCCCCGGCCCUGAGGAGGCUGCAGCCUGACCCGGCACCGUCCCAGCUGCGAGGAGGAGGCUGCUGCGAGGAAGAGGCCCCAUGGGACGGGACGGGAGCAGCAG
Molecule: messenger RNA, 1220 nt
Organism: Anas platyrhynchos (mallard)
Lineage: Eukaryota; Metazoa; Chordata; Aves; Anseriformes; Anatidae
Source: RefSeq, a predicted model, not a curated record